AUACGAGGAAAAUAACCAAAAUCUGGCAGACAACAAUGGGACUCCCAAACACCGAAACCCAGAUUUUCACACUCUUCAUCUUCGUCUUCUUCUUUCAACUAUUCCCCAUUGUUCUCACUUUCCCAAUUUUGCCCAACUUGAAUCCACUCCGGAAACCAAACUUUCAACAACCUCAGCCGGAGACCCCCCUGCCGCCGGCCCCCCAGUCGCCUCAAUCAGAGCAUCAACAAUUCCUCACUGCCCACAACGAGGCCCGGGCCCAGGAGGGUGAACCCCUUUUUGUCUGGAAUGAAACCUUGGCCUCCUACGCUCGCGCGUGGGCCAACAAGCGGAGCGAGGACUGCCUUAUGAUCCACUCCUUCGGGCACUACGGCGAGAACAUCUUCUGGGGCGGCAGAGACCACUGGAGUCCCCUGGAUGUCGUCAAGUUAUGGGUGCAGGAACACAGGUUUUACGAUCGGAAGACCAAUGCUUGCCUCCCAGGGAAACUCUGCGGCCACUAUACACAGGUUGUAUGGAGGGAUACGGUCAGACUAGGAUGUGCCCGAACCAAAUGUUCAAACGGUGGCGUCUUUGUUAUAUGCUCCUACGAUCCUCCUGGAAAUUACGUUAAUGAAAACCCAUUUCAGCCGAAUAACAACAACUAACAAUCACAGUAGACCAUCUCCGGCAAACCAAUCUUCUCUCUAGCUUAAUUAAUUGUUUAUUUUAUAUUUUAUAUUCUAUUUAUAGUAUAUUG
This is a messenger RNA of Durio zibethinus, 739 nucleotides long. Its product is annotated as pathogenesis-related protein 1A. Lineage: Eukaryota; Viridiplantae; Streptophyta; Magnoliopsida; Malvales; Malvaceae. Gene Ontology annotation, cellular component: extracellular region. The record is from RefSeq and is a predicted model, not a curated record.